Molecule: messenger RNA, 2436 nt
Organism: Cavenderia fasciculata
Lineage: Eukaryota; Evosea; Eumycetozoa; Acytosteliales; Cavenderiaceae
Exons: 3
Coding region: 1-2436 (811 amino acids)
Biological process (GO): ribosome biogenesis; maturation of SSU-rRNA from tricistronic rRNA transcript (SSU-rRNA, 5.8S rRNA, LSU-rRNA); endonucleolytic cleavage of tricistronic rRNA transcript (SSU-rRNA, 5.8S rRNA, LSU-rRNA)
Cellular component (GO): nucleus; preribosome, small subunit precursor
Molecular function (GO): GTPase activity; U3 snoRNA binding; GTP binding
Source: RefSeq, a predicted model, not a curated record
AUGGAGGAACAUAGACAUAGAUCAGGUACAUUUAAACAACAAAAUAAACCAUUCAAAAGUGGUAAGCAUGAUAGCAAAGGUGCAAUCAAGCGUAGAACCGAAGGUAAAGUCGAAACGAGAAAGAGUAUAAAGUCAUUGGCCGUCGUACCCAAUCGUCAAGAGAUCCUUCGUCAAAAGGCUUCAAAAAUGAACUCAUCUAAAAAGGCUGAUGCUAUCGAAAGAAAGAGAUUAGGUUUACCUGAUUUGGCUGAACCAAGAAUAGUUUCAAUUAUACCAUUAACAGAUAAUGUUAAUAUUGAAAACAUAAAGACAUUAAUUAUGACAAAAUAUGGAAUGGAUCAAUCAAAUGUAAUGGUUGACCAAUCAUCGUCAUCAUAUACAACAUUAUGUUUGGGAUCAAAUGGAAAGACUAGAAUAACAUUACUUGUUUGCAACAGUAGAGAGGUAUCAGAGAUGGUUGAGUUUGCAAAGGUAUCGGAUAUUAUAUUGUUUGCAGUCGAUGUAUCUGGAUGCUCACAACAAGUACAACAACAACAAUUUGCUGAAUUCAAAUUGGACAAUCAAGCCGAACGUUUAUUAUCAGUCAUCAAAGCACAAGGUGUGCCAUCGUCGAUGCUCCUCAUGCAAGGAUUCGAACAAGUACCCGUCAAGAGACGUAACGACGUCAAAAAGGUCAUCACUGCCACCUACCACUUCCAGUUCCCAGGUGAACCAAAGGUUCUCCCCAUCGAUUCAGAGGAAGAUGCUCAAAUGGUACUCCGUUUCCUCGAGACUAUGCAUGUCAAUGAAAUCCUCUGGCGUCACAUGCGUCCAUACAUUAUGAUUGAAAAUAUGAUCGACAUUAGAAAGGGUUCGGUUGCUAUCGAAGGUUACCUAAGAGGUAAUCAUUUAAAUGCAAAACAAUUAAUUUAUAUUCCUGAAAUUGGUGAUUUCCAAAUUGAAAAGAUUGAAAAAUUAAAAGAUAAUAAUGUAAAGAAUCAACACAAGAAUCAAUCAGAUGAAUUGGUACUUUUGGAUUCAAGUACAUUGGAGGAAAGAGAAUCGAUUGAUUGUGUCAAUGUUCCAGAUUUGAAUGAACAAGAACAAACCAUGCCAUCCAACGAGGAAAUUGAAAUGGCUCAAAAGAAAAUCAGAGUACCAAAGGGAACUUCAGAGUAUCAAGCUCAUUGGUAUUUGGAUGAAGAUGGAGGUUUACAAGAAGAAGCAGAAGAGGAUGAUGAAGACGAAGAACAAGUAUACGAUCAAGAAAUGAACGAAGAUUUAAAUCGUCAAGAUGAAAUGAUGAACCAAGAGAUGAAUGAUGACGAUGUUGACGAUCACCCAAUCGAAGGACAACUCGCCGGCGCUGGUGAGGAAGAGGAAUUUGAAGACUUGAAUAUCAUUCAAGACAAGUGGAAGGGUGUCACCAAGGACGACUACAAAAAGAUGUUAAAGGAAAAGGAAGAGUUGGAGAUGGACGAUGAAAGAGAACGUUCCGACGAACAAAACGAAAUGCAUUUCCCAGACGAAAUCGAAAGUCCAGAGGAUUUCCCAUGCAGAAUCCGUUUUUCCAAAUACAGAGGUCUAAAGUCAUUCCGUACAUCGCCAUGGGACGCAAGAGAGAACUUGCCCAUUGACUAUGCCCGUAUUUCCCAAUUCCACUCAUACAACCAAUCGAUGCGUCGUUCCAUCGAAGUGCAAAAUGCAUCACCCGUCAAGUAUGGCACUUUGGUCCGCAUCACACUCGUCCAAGGACAAGGCCCACAAGCCACCAUCCUCCCCACCGUCCAAGAGAUCAAGGCUCGUCAAACCACCAAGCAAGCCCCCAUUAUCGCCACUGGUCUCUUGAGAUACGAAAACAAGGUAUCAGUCCUCCACUUUUCACUCGAGAAACAUCGUCUCUACGAACCACCCGUCAAGAGCAAGGAAGAGGUUGUCUUCCACGUUGGUUUUAGAAAAUACUCUACUCGUCCCAUCUACUCGCUCUCUGCACCAAACUGCGAUAAACAAAAAUUCGAAAAGUUCCUUUUACCAGGCCGUAAUGCCAUGGCCACCAUCUAUGCCCCAAUUACCUUUGUACCCGCCCCCCUCGUCGUCUUUAGCGACUCGUCGUGCUCAGAGUUGGUCGCCACUGGUCGUCUCGUCUCGGUCAACCCCGAUCGUAUCAUUGCCAAGCGUAUUCUCUUGACUGGUCGUAUAGCCAAGGCCAUCUCGAGAAAGUUUGCCGUCGUUCGUGAUAUGUUUUACUUCCCAGAAGAUAUCGAUUGGUUCAAAAAGGUUGAACUCUUUACAAAGAUGGGUCGUGUCGGUCAUAUCCGUGAAUCUCUCGGUACUCACGGUUACAUGAAAUGUACAUUUGACGGUACCAUGCAUCAACAAGAUACUAUUUGCAUGUCCCUCUAUAAACGUGUUUUCCCUAAAUGGUUGUAUGAUGAAAAUGGUGUUAAAAUAAACUAA